Molecule: messenger RNA, 1387 nt
Organism: Paramecium octaurelia
Lineage: Eukaryota; Ciliophora; Oligohymenophorea; Peniculida; Parameciidae
Source: the annotation of a GenBank genome assembly
AUGGAUAAGAAAUAAGUGUCUUGGCAUUAAACUUCGUUAAGAUGGUUAUUUUUGGCAAUGACUUGCAUAUUUUAAGUUGGAUGUUGUUUGUGCAGUGAUUUUCCAUCUGUUUUAGCAUCCUAGAUGAAGUUGCAAUUCUCUAUUUAAUAAUCGGAUAUUAAUCAACUAUUUACAUUUUAUUCCUUGCCUAAUGUUAUAUUCCCAUUUUUUGGAGGAAUUAUCAUUGAUAAGAUAGGAAUAAGAACCUCUUUGGUUUCAUUUGCAGCCUUUCUUGUGUUUGGAUAAGGUACAAUUUUAUUUCUAAACAUUUCUAGCUUUAUGUUAUUACGGAUCCCUAAUUUUGAACUACAACUAUUUGAAAAUUGGCAUGAUGCUAAUGGGCAUGGGUGGUGAAAUUUGCAUGAGUGUGGCAUAGAGUUCUAUUGUUAGCAAAUGGUUUGUUGGUUAAGAGAUGGCCUUAGCAUUUGGGUAUUAAUUAUAUAUCAAAAUUUAGUUUAAAACUAACAUUUACAAGAUUAGGAUCAGUUUUAGGAGUAAAUUUGCUGAGAUACACAUAUGUUCAAUUUAAUGAAAGCUUUCAGUCUUGCAUGAUGAUUUGUUGUAUCAUCAUCCUAAUUGUAUGGGGGGUUUCAUUUAUUCAAAUUGAAAUGGAUAAAAUAAGUGAUUUUAGAGAUGGAUAAAUCAAAAAGGAUGAGGAAUAAUCUAAUGUAAGUCUAUCAGAUAUUAAACAAUUUAAAUUGGAUUUCUAUCUCGUAUCUUUGACUUGUGUAUUAUCAUAUAGUGCUUUCAUAGUUUUGUAAUAAAAUUCUUUGCAAAUGUUUAAAAUUAGGUAUUACAUAUAUUCAUAAUAUACAGAUACCAACUUCAAGAUUAGGAAGCCACAUUUUUUUACAGCCUGCCUUAUUACAUUAGUGCAAUCAUUACUCCGAUUUUUGGUGGUUUUGUUGAUAAAAUUGGAUAAAGACCUUUAAUUAUUCUCGUCUCCGGUGUUUUACUCUUAAUUUCUACUUCUUUAUACUGUGUAGAACUUAAUUGUAUAAAUGACACUUGCCAUAAUUUAACAUUAUUGGCUUAAUCAAUUAGUGGUCUAUCAUUUGCAAUUUUUGCUCCCGUUAUUUGGCCAUGCAUUCCUUUAUGCAUUAAAGCCAACGCUUAAGGUACUGGAUUCGGAGUUGUAACAUCAAUUUAGAAUAUCGGCCUAUCCCUUUUGCCUCUGAUAGUUGGAUCAAUUAUUCAAGAUGAAACCUAAUAAUCUUAUGUCUAAAUGAUGUAAUUUAUUCGAAUGGUCACUAUUUUGGGUACAUUAUGCAAUAUAACUUUAUAUAUGUAUGAUAAAUCACAUGGGAGGAAGUUGAGUGUAAAAUAAAAAAAAUAAAAAAGUAAUUGA